This is a messenger RNA of Effrenium voratum, 300 nucleotides long. The record is from the annotation of a GenBank genome assembly. NCBI's taxonomy places the organism in Eukaryota, Dinophyceae, Suessiales, Symbiodiniaceae.
AUGCGAAGAGAACCCAUCCGCCACGCAAUGAGAAGCGCCGGAAUUUGUCCACUUCAGUCCGGCAAUCUCCAGGCCUUGUGGGGCUUGCACGUUUUGGACUUUUGCUCUUCGCUGCAAAUGUGGUGCAUAUUGCAAAAAAGGCAACUUAUUGUGACAGCCGGUGAAGAAGUUGCAGCGAGAAUGGGGCCAACCUUUCUUCGAGAAGGGAGUUCUUUGCGAGGGGGAAAAAAAGGCACUGCGAAAAGCGUAGAAUCGAUGCACAAGCUGCAGUGUGUGGACUGUGUUGACACAGAUGCCUGA